This is a messenger RNA of Temnothorax curvispinosus, 2320 nucleotides long. It is a transcript of the gene Ubc7, whose product is annotated as ubiquitin-conjugating enzyme E2 G2. Gene Ontology annotation, cellular component: cytosol; endoplasmic reticulum. Bases 222 to 737 code for a protein of 171 amino acids. The record is from RefSeq and is a predicted model, not a curated record. The transcript is spliced from 4 exons. Lineage: Eukaryota; Metazoa; Arthropoda; Insecta; Hymenoptera; Formicidae.
CGUGGGUUUUAGGUUAGGAGAAAACAGCUGAUUCUCGGAUCUACACGGUGGAGUGGAGUGGAAUUGUGGAGAAAAGGUCGUUCGGGGUCAUCGAAUUGAUUCCGACGAUCCUGGCCGUCACGGCCGCUCUCCGGGGUCAGCCUUGAGGGGGGGGACCUCGCGGCAGGGGAAGCCGCCCGUCGACCUGGACGUCUCGCAACCGACCGACGGAUCACCCCCGCAUGAUCAAAACGAUGGCUGGCUCGGCACUCAGACGACUGAUGGCGGAGUACAAACAGCUAACCUUGAACCCGCCGGAAGGCAUCAUCGCCGGCCCGAUUAACGAGGAGAACUUCUUCGAAUGGGAGGCCCUCAUCACCGGGCCAGAGGGGACGUGCUUUGAAGGUGGCAUAUUUCCAGCAAAGUUAAUUUUCCCUCCGGAUUAUCCAUUGAGCCCUCCGAAGAUGCAGUUCACCUGCGAGAUGUUUCAUCCCAACAUCUACGCGGAUGGAAGAGUCUGCAUAAGCAUACUGCACGCGCCUGGUGACGAUCCGAUGGGUUACGAAAGCAGCGCGGAAAGGUGGAGCCCGGUGCAGAGCGUGGAGAAGAUACUGUUGAGCGUAGUAAGUAUGCUGGCCGAGCCGAACGACGAGAGCGGCGCGAAUGUGGAUGCCGCCAAAAUGUGGAGGGAAGAUCGCAAGGAAUUCGAGAGGAUAGCGCAAAAGCUAGUGAGAAAGACCUUGGGUAUUCCACCUUAAAAUAGAAUCCGUCUGCUAAAAGGGAAAAGGGAACGACGGUUACUGUUACUCUCAUCAGUCAACGGCAUUCCUGUAGGAAAACAAUAAAUUUUUUAUCUGAGCAGUAAACACAAAUCCCUUGUGCGCGAAUAAUUCUUGUUCCACCGGUUAUUCGCACGAAAAUAUAUUAUUUUUAUUUUGUAAAUUUUAUCCUUACAAAGGGACGAAACUUUGAUCCUUGACGAUGCGAGAAUUCGGGGCGUUGUUUUAAUCUCAAAAAAUGUUUAUUUUCAACAUUGCAGUACAAACAUGGGUAAUCAAAUACAUACGCGAUUAUCUCAUACGCUUACAUAUACCAUGUCACUGUGACAAACCGAUAACGAAGGACAGGAUUCGUUUCUUGUGUUCGGGUGCGUGAUUGACGUUAAGUAUAUAUAUAUAUAUUAGUUAUUUAAAAUUAUCAACUGAUCCCACAAAUUUACCCUACGGCGAUGUUAAAGUAAUUAUCACAUUCGCAUAUGGUGUUACAUUAUUCGCAUGUAAAUGUAUAUCGGCGAAAACGCAUUAUCAACUAAUGUGUUUUAAUUUAAUAUUCGGAGGAGCUGGAAUACAGAUUAAAUAAAUAUAUUUGUAAUAUUUUACAAAGGUGUGUGUGUGUAAUGAAAAACGAGCAGAGUAGUGGUUCUUUCACUGAAAGAUCGGAUUUUAGAAGACUCGCAAAACAUUGUCGGAACAAAACGGCGAUAAACUGAAUUGCUCUCACGCAGUCAGUUAUCUUACUUCUUUUUUUAUUUUUUAUUUUUUUUUACAUUUACGGAAUCGCGGGAGUGCCGGAUCGAGAGAUCCGUCGGCACUCGAUCCUGAUAGAAAUCCCGGAACGUGUAUUGCCGCGUCGUAUUUACAAAAUUAAGAAGUCCGCAGCAAGAUUGAUUAUCGUGCACAUUCCCGCUCUGAUAACAAUCGAACUUGGUGACAAAGACGUGCCAGGGUGUCCCGCUUAAAGCGUCCCAGUCCGAGUAACCGAACGAUUGAUGUGAGAAAAUUUUCGUUUAAUUCUACGAACAAUUGGGUCAAAAUUCCUUUUGAAUCGAAAUCGUUUCCCGAAAGAAUUCUGGAGCAUUUUUUUUCCUUUGCAUCAUUAGUGUCUCUCCGCAGAUAUGGCUCCGAGUUGCUUUACGCAAAACACCCUGUAAUUAGACUAGAAGGAAUAAAUUAGUACACACCUCGUCGCGUAUACAGUAGAUGAUCUUUGCGAUCGAAUUGCCAGGUAUGAUUUCAAGGAUCAGACAAGUUCAUGCUUCGAAACCGUCAGCUCUCUUUAUCGAGCAUAUUUAUUUAUUCACUCAUUAAGCUUUAUCGAUGCCCAGCCAUGUCUAAGUAACAUGAAUAAACACCGAAAAGAAUAUGUGGCCAAUUUGGCAGGGCUCGAAAUAUCCAAAGAAAAUUCAAAGAUUCUCAUUACUUUCAUUCAAUGUUUUAAAAAGUGAACCUGUUUGUUCCUCACAUUCAGACCUCUGCAAUUUGUUCCUUCUCGCUCUCUCCCCCUUUUUUUUUUGCUUGGAUUAAAACAUCAGUAAGAAUAAAUACAAGAUUUCGCACGUGAA